Molecule: messenger RNA, 498 nt
Organism: Laetiporus sulphureus 93-53
Lineage: Eukaryota; Fungi; Basidiomycota; Agaricomycetes; Polyporales; Laetiporaceae
Exons: 3
Coding region: 1-498 (165 amino acids)
Source: RefSeq, a predicted model, not a curated record
AUGGGCUCUCGCCAUUCUGGUCGCAAGCGACGGCGUUCGCACUCGAGCCCUGCGUCGCCAGGACCAUGGAAGCCCUACCGAGGCGUCGGGCUCGGAAACCUCAACCGCCGGAAGGCGUAUAGUGUCAGCGUGCUUCGCGAAGUGGUUUCAUCCAUUGACAGUGCCUGCGAGCCACAAGGUGUGCGGUGGAUGCUGGUGGAUGGCCUGAGGAAGCUCAGGGCUGAUACGGAAAAACGAUCCGGCAAGCUGGGUCGCCUUUGGCAUUUCCAGAAAUUGAUACCUCGAGCACUCGGUGCCGUUUCUUUCGGGGACGAGCAGGUGAUAUACGUUUUCAUGAUUGAAACCUAUCGAAGGGGCGAUCGACGGCUAACGUACCAAGGACAGGCUCACCCAGGGGCUCAUAUACGCGGUCGUCACCAGCUAAUUGGCCUGGACCCACAGUUGAUUCGGGCUGGUGGAUCUCCAGGAGCGAUGGUCGCGCCUGCUAGGCACCUAUGA